AUGGGUGAUAAAAACGUGUUCUUUGACGUCCUUGUGAUGCAUGUAGUGGGGGAGCUCCGUGGGCCCCUUGAGUUGGAGGUAGCAGAGGCUGUCUCUGUGUGCUGGGUGGAGGAGAAGGGCAGAACAAUACAGGCUCGGGGGAAGUUUGGGCUACGGACCAAGUCUGUGCGUGUCCAUGAGAAAAUAUUCCUGGAGGAGGCAGAGCGGAAGGUUUUGGAGAAGCUGGCUGCAUCGCAUGCGGAUUUGACAGCAGCAGCCUAUGGGGCGGUGCUGCUGUGCGUGCUCUGCCUGGCCCGCGGGAGCACUGUGGCAGAAAUCACAGCAGCCCUGGGCAUGAAGGGGCAGGACAUGUCACUCGCUGACAUCCUCAAUGUUGCCCAGCUGGUCUGGAGCAGCCCAGCUGCCGUACAUCCCAAAGCUGCCCUGGCAGCGCAGGGUGAGGAUGCAGAUGGUGGCGCCAAUGAGGUGCACAUGCUGUGCAUGACAGAGCCCCCGGUUGCCAGAGAGGAUGUGUUGGCGUUGUGGGCCUGGGUUCGUGCACAUCUGGCCCUCGGGCUGCUGGAGAGAUGGGCUGGGACAGACAAGACACAGGCUGCAGGUCACGCAGAUGCCAUGCUGGAGGGCAUGCAGAUUUUCUCACUGCCAGCGCACCUGAUCAACAUCAGCAAGCCGCAAGCCGUCAUAAGCAUUUUAUUGCGGUUUUUCAAUGUGGCCACCUUGAUUGGGGAGCCCUUUUUCAGGUCCAAGCUCCUGAGUAUGGCCAUGAUGUUCAUGGACGCCGUCCAGAACAGUGCUAGUGAUGUAUCUGGGCCUAUCCGCGAGGCCCUGCACACCGUCAUCCAUGAUGGAAUAGCUGCGGCCGAGGCCGCCAGCCACCCGCAGAGGGAGCACACCCCGCCAAAGAGGGGCUCAAUCGUGUCUCCGGGUCCCGAGGCGCUGGGCUUGGCAGCAAAGUGGCUAGUGCUGCUGUCCUGCGCCUCGGCCCGAGGGACGCUGCCAACACCAGUAUUGGUUCUCAUGAGCGAUUUGGUGCAAUUGCUGUACUAUCACGCCCCGCCCACCCCUGAGCCUCCCGUCGGCACCACGGACAGGGGCCGUGCUGGCUCCCCUGUCAUCCAGGAGUGCAUGGAGGCAAUCACGGAAGCCAUUGGGGUGGAGGGGGCACAGCAGCUGUGGGUGCCUCUGUUGAAGCAGCACAGUGCAAAUCCAGUCACGGCGCAGUGGCUGCCGCUGCUGGCUUGUUGGCUGAGCAGCGCGGCAGGGGCAGGGCCGGAGACAGAAGUGCACACAGGCGCCAGCCCUCCUGCUGCCAAGGGCAGUCAGCAUGAAAGGGCAGAGGAAGAAGCCGGGCUGUCGCUGGAUAGAAAUGCAGAGGAGGCGCUGCAGCUGCAGGAGGCAGCCAUGCGCGUCGGCUAUGGGGCAGCCGCGCUGCCGAUGUGGGAGGAAUUCCUCUCGCGAUACUUCCACUACCAGGCAUGGCUGCUAAAUGCUGAAAAACCUAAUUGUAUGAAGCUCAUUUUACAGCAAGGCAAGGAGCAGCUGGAGCCCAUCACGCCAUGUGCUGACAUCAGCGCCCACCUGGCAGAGCUGUCCCACCUGUAUGAGACCAGCUGCCCCCUGCUCUCCAACAUCUACAUGCUGCUGGCGCCCCUGUCCCCUGAAUCACUCCCAGGGGGCACCCCCAACUUCAUUGCUGGCAACACAGAGGCGCUGCGCGUCCUCAUGCAGCUGCAUCCCCUCAAAUUCGGGAAGCCACCGAAGCCACAGAUGUCUGAGGCGGCAGCGCCUCCUCCUGAGCCGGCCUCAUUGCAGAGCCUGCAAAAGGCGGACAAUAUUGCAGCUCAGCUGGCGUCGUCGGCUGACCUGCUGCGGUUGUGGUCUCACCGCCGUGAGAAGCGGCAGGCGGCAGCCACACCACCGCGCCCGGCACAGCGCUCCAGCGCUGCAGACAACAGCGACAGCGACUCAGAAGCGCCGACCCCUGCGCGGAGUGAUGAUCUGGAAGAGCUGCCCAUGCUCAAGGCACAAGCACGGCUAUGGGAGGGCCUAUCAAAUAUGGCAGAGCAUCUGGACAACCUGAACGCUAUCGUGCGCGAGCUGGUUGUCCGCCGCUACAAGCCAGGCGACAUUAAAAAAUUUGAAGCAGGGGAGUAUGGUGACGUGAAUGAGAUCCCAGCAGACGAGGACCCGGAGUUCCAGUCGCAGUACCAAAGAAACAGGGAGGCUGCGCUUGCGGCUGCGAUAGAGUUCUUGACAGGGGAGGGCUUGGCGGGUGCUGCAAGGCUGCUCUAUGAGGUGGAAGUCCUGCUGCUUGGGCCACCACUUCAGAAGGGUGCCAGUGCCGCAAUCGGCGGCAAGGGAAUCGCUGGGGAUGCUGCAGCCGAGGAUCAGGAGGUGUCCUGCAAGGCGCAGCUGCUGGCAGUUGUGGGCGAGACCAUCCUGGACGAGUCCAUGCCCGCAGCCGCCGUCCCAUUCCUCAUUGGUCUCUUCACGCAGAGCGCGCACCGCCUGCUGCUGACCAGGCCUGCCCUCAAGGUGGAGCUGGUUGGCCGCUUGAUGGCGGCGUUUGCCAGCCGCGGCCAGGGGGCGUCGAGGGAGGCGGAGGCGGUGGCGCUUCUGACGACCGGCAUGGGCUCGGAACAGCUGCUGGCGGAGGGGCGUCUGACGGAGUACCACGGCUGCCUCGCCUGUGUGCUGGAGGCCGUCCCCAAGCUGCCGCCGACCGCCGUCGGCCGCCUGCUCGACUGCUUCGAUCUCGGCGGCUUCUCUGCCGCGCUUCUGCACCGCGGCACCCCCGACACCGGCCACGAUCAGGUCCAGCUGGGCGGCCGGGAAUCAGGGACCGCUGGCCCCGAGAAGCCGUCGGCGGCAGCCGCGCGCAUAUUGAGCCUGGCCGUGGACGCGCUUGCGGCGGCCGGCGGCGAGGCGGCCGGGGUGGAGCUGCUGGGAGGCUUGCUGGCGGCGGGAGGGCACGCUGCAUACUUUGAUGCAUGCCUGGCUGUCGUGCUGGGCGCUCGCAAUGCUGCCGCCCGGGACGCUGGGCUGAUAUUCUUGACCCGUCAGCCAUUUGACACGCUCCCCAUCAACGUCGCUGUGGAAGCUAUGGUGCAGGUGACAGAUGAUCUGAAUCAGGCAGAGUCUGCACGGCAUGAGGUCCCCUACGCUCUGCUGCAGAAGCUCGUCCAGGCACCCUGCUCGCUGUCUGCCCUGCGCCAGGUCGUCGCAACUGGCACAGGGGAGUUGCUGGAAGCCGGCAGGGAUGCCCAGGGCGCAUCGUGGACAGCGACACUCAGCAGCAGCGACUCACAACAAGGUGACCCGGCCGGAGGAAGCAGCAGCAGUGGUGGCGGCAACAGGGGCCCUGCUCUGAUAACAUGCUCGCCCCAGGUGAUGCUGCUGGCUGUGCAGCCGCGCGGAGAUGCUGUGGGCCGCAUCGAGCUUCUCAUCGGCGCCUGCCUGCAGAGCAUCCUCAGACGGUUUGGGAGCGGCCUGGAUGGGAUAUCGAUGACAGAGGAGCUGACGCAGCUGCUGGCUCUGCUGCUGGAGCCGGUGGGGGGCGACCCCUGGCUGGUGGACUGGCUGUGGGCGCUCUACAAGGAGGCCCUGCAGCCCUUCCUGGUGCUGGCCGGGCCCGCCAGCGACGGCGCCGCCACGCGCCGCUUCCGCGAGUGCUGGGCCUGCCUCCCCUGGCAGCGCGCCACCUUCCACUGCAUCUCCCCAGGGGGAUUGGCGGAGCUCGGGGCAUAUUUAUUGGCGCCGGAUCGCGGCGCGCUGGACCUGCUGCACGCGCUGCCGUGGGAGCCCAUCCUGCAGCGGCUGGCGCCGGCGGCUGCGUCAGGCGCGAGGCCGCUGCCGGCGGACGGCCAGCAAUGGGCCACGCAGCUGACGCUGCUCGUCCUGCAAGCCCUCGUGCUGCUGCCUGCAGAGCACCUGCCGGGCUGGCUCCUUUGUCUGACCGCUCCCGCGCCGCGCGACGGCGGCCUGGCUGAGGAUAAAGCGGCGGGCCUGCGCCUGCCGCACGUGAUAGCGGCGGCCGAUGCGCAGGCGCUUCAGGACGUGCUGUGCAACUGCGUGGAAGGGCUGCCCUUCCUGCUGCAACCCCUCGUGGAUGCCCCCUCCCUCAUGCAGGGGGACCCAGGUCCGAGGCUGCUCCAGGUUGCUGGGCUGCUAACUGCAGCCGCAAGAAUGAGCAGUUCUGCUGCGGUGGCGGCUAUGGCGGCCUCGGUCAUCAAUGGAAUCAUGUUCACGUCGGUGUGCCGCGGCUUCAUCAGCGGCCAGGGCCACUCCCCUGAUGCCAGCCCUUCAGAGGCACAUGGCACAACAGAGGUGAUUGAGUGCUGGCACCUGACUGCCGAGGAGCAUUCUCUGCUAGUGACCGAAUGCCUGCUACCGGUCUGCCGCGUGCAUGCGCCGGCCACCAUGCAGGCAGCCAGCAUCCUGCGUAGGCAGGAUGCGCACCCGGCAAACCCAGCCGGCUCCGCUGAACGCGGAGAAGCAACGCCGAAAGCCUCGGUCCCCGGUUGGCGCGCCCCGCAGCUUUCGCAACUGGUCGACAGGCUGGGGCCACAAUCAGCUGCAGCCAGCAAUUCUCAACCUGCGAACAAUAGCGAAGGCCCCCAAGCGACCAAGAUGCUCCGCGGCAGCCGCCUCGCCGUGCUCGGGCCGGCGACACACGCCAGCUCCGGCGCUCAGCCGCCCGCCGGCGACGAGCCGGGAUGCAUUUCAGAGGAGCAGUACAUCGCGGCUGCGGUGCCGGCGCACGCGCUGCUGUCCUGCCUGAUGGCAUGCCCCAGGACAGUGCUCACAGCCGACCCGCUGCCCUUCGCCAACGCCGAGACGCCCCUGAGGGACCCCCCGGCGCACCGGGACGCGGACGACGGCACCGGCGCAGGAUCGGACGCCGCGUCGUCGACUGCCGGCAGCGAGGCCAAGCCGGACUUCCUGGACAAGGCCAUCUCCAUGGCGGGGCGGCUGAAGAUCCAGCGGAAGGGAAAGCGCGCCCCGACCCGGCAGCGCUUGCUGCAGGCGGAGGCGGCUGAUCUGCAAACAAUCCAGUCCCACAUCGCUGCACUCAUCGAGGAUUCAUGCCAGCGGCGAGCGGGUGAUCUGCCGCUGAGCAUCUUGCGCGUGGGCUUCACGUGCGCGCCCCUCAGGCGGCUGCCCCUGGGCAGCACUCUGCUGGAGGACCUGGUGCACUCCCUGCUGCUCAGCCAUCCUGCCGCCGCCAAUUUGCCAGCUGCGGCUUCUGCUAUGCCGUCCGCAACAAAUGGCGGCGCUGUUGCACGCGAGCGCAGCUACACCGAGCAGACUACCGUGGAGUCUGCAGAGCUUCCAGCUGCCGAUGUGGACGCUCACUUAGCGGAGGCUGGGGCGGCUCUGCUGCGCACACUGGAGGGGCUGGGAGACGGAGCAGUCAUCCAGAUAUGCGCAGAUGCGGCCAACGCCCACACGCCGCUGGUUCAGGCGCUAGCUUCUGAGAAUGCUCGCCGCGCGACAGUCCUCGAUGAGCGCGCCUCCUGGCGCCACAACGUCAGCCAGGUGCUGAGGGCCGCGGCGGCGGCGGAGGCGCGGCCGGGGGCGCCGCGGCUGAUAGCAGCGGUGUGGCUGGCAUCGCUGCUGUGGCUGGAGGACGCGCGCUGGCGCAAGCUGCGCACCGGAGGCGCGCCCACCGACGCACUCGAGAGCCUCCUUGAUGCGCUUUCCCGCCGCGUGCUGCUGCUGAAUCUGCCAUCCCCUGCGCAUGACACCGCCCCUGUCACGCCCUCCGGUGCCGGCAACGACGCGUUUGACCCGCAGCCCCACCCCUCGCAGGCCCCGGACGGCGGCAAGACGCUGACCCGCCUCACGCAGAACUUCAAGCGCAUGCUGCCGAGCGGCAAGGGCGGCGGGGAUGCUGGGCAAACGGCGCAGGAAGGCCCGGCCCCGCAGCGCAAGGGGCUUGGCCGGCUGAAGGCAAGGUUCUUGAGCAAGGAGUCGCCCACCGUGGACGUCCCACCGUCCUCCUUUGAUUACGAGGGCAGCAUGGGCUUCCCAGAGGUGCAGGGCCCCCGCUUUGGGAGGCUGGAUCCCAUCCCUUCUGGCGAUUCCGAGGCCGGCAGCAGCCGACCGCAAACGCCUUCACGUGCCUCUGAGUACGGCAGCCCGCCUGCCUCUCCAGAGGAGCAGCCGCACAGGAGAGGAUUUGGUGGCCUCUUUGUCAGAACGCCUUCUACCAGCCUCCCUGCAGAUAUAGCAGAGCUUCAGCCAGGGGAGGCCCCGGCGCGGCACCGCCCGGCCAGGGAGUAUGCCUCGCGGCUGGCUGGCGAUGUCAAGAAGGCUCUGACCGGCGGCAAGAAAGCCGAGGCAGCAGCCGCAGAAGCAGCCGCCAGGGAGGCGGAGGCGGAGACGGCUGCAGAAGUGGCAACGGAUGUGGUGAUACGGCUGGGGCUGGCAGCAUUUGCGGUGUCGGCCUACAUCAAGACCGUGCUGUGCCCCUCGUUGUCCUCCUACACGCCGCGCAUGUCCUCCGCCUCUCUGGCGGCGGACCUGGCGUCGUCCGGGGGCGCGUUUGCGGCGGCGGUGCUGGGCAGCGCACAGCUGCAGCGGCAGAGCGCGUCGCUGGGGUCGCUGGCCAGUGCGAGCGCGAUUGGCACGCCGCGGCUGGCCGCCAUGUCCACGCCCAGCGCCUCCCUUGACAAGCUCCAGCGCGAAGACCUGCUCAUGCACGAGCUCGACCAGGCGCGGGCCCAACUUCACUUGAAACUACACAAUAUGCAUGAGGCCUUGCUGUCCCUGCGGAUGGCAAUCGUGCUGGAGGCGCGCGCAGAGCUGGACUCGCUGGAGGAGAUUGCGCGCUGCCCGUUGGUGGCCGCGCGCGCGGACCAGUACCGCGGCUUCUUUGCGGCCGCCCCGCAGCUGCUGCAGCCGUCCGUCAGCGUGCGCCGAUUCCAGCGCGAGCUUGUGCAGCUGCUCUUCCCAGACGCGCCCUUCCUGGCCGUCUGGGCCUGCCUCCUGCCCGCCGCCGCCGAGGCUCCCAAGAAAGGCGGCGCUGCUGUUUGA
Coccomyxa subellipsoidea C-169 is the source of this 7038-nucleotide messenger RNA. RefSeq lists its product as hypothetical. Lineage: Eukaryota; Viridiplantae; Chlorophyta; Trebouxiophyceae; Coccomyxaceae. The record is from RefSeq and is a predicted model, not a curated record. The transcript is spliced from 33 exons. The coding region runs from base 1 to 7038 and encodes 2345 amino acids.